GGAGAAGAGGGGAGCGCCCGGGAUUUGGAGGGGCGCGCGUAAAGAGAGCUUCCCCCCGGAGGCGGCGAUUCCCUUUGUGGCUCCAAAGGAAUCGCCAUCCUAUUCUAUGCCAUCAGAAGGCAGUUAUUCAUGUAAAGUGGGGAACCGGCGGGACUGGCAGUAACACUGGGAGAGCGUCCCGUCCCUGAUCUCUGGGAGCCAAAUCAACAAUGGCCACCAAGCCUGGGGGGCCAUCCACUUGGGUUCUCCGAUUCCCUUCGCCAUUGGAACCAGGGGUCCAAAUCAGUGUCGAAAUGGAAGAGAGUUCCCCUCCUGUUGGGACCAUCAAGGAAAUCCUGAAGCGCUCACGGUCUCGGAAGGACCGGAUGGACCUGAAUGAAACGGGUGUGAAGCCCCAGUGUUGGGAAGUCCGGCAACAGUUGAUUCUGCCCACUCCAGAGGAUGUGGCGACUGAUGCCAAUGUUCCUGAGGAGACCCUGGACGAUGAUAUUGAGACGUGUGUGGUCCCUUUCGAUAAUGAACCUGAUCCCAAAGAAGAGAGAGGCACGAAAACAGAAGUGAUGGUUGGGCCAGAUUGUGUGAUUACGAUUGAAGAAGAAGAGGUUGGCCCCGAAGAAGAGAUGUCAGCAGUACCAAGGGCAGUGCUAGAGGAUGGCAUUGAGGCACGUGUCAUCUCCCCUCAAGGAGUGACUAAUACUGCUUGUGAAAAAGUGACCCAGCCCGAGGUGAUAGAUGGAGGCAGUAUUGACGAGGAGGUCCUGGAGUCCCCUGAGAAGCACAGGGAAGAAAAGGCUGUCCAGACGGAAGAGACGCUGGAGGACAGCCGUAAGUUCUGUGAGGCCUGUAUUAGGAAAGCAGCUGACUCCAGUGCAGAAGAGUCAACGCCGUCUGAGGUGAUGUCACAGGAGAGGGUGGCUUCCUCACAUAAAGUGGCUAAGCCUGGAGUGGCCCAUCAUGAAGGUGAAACCAAAGAGUCCUGUAAGAAUCCAGAAGUUGUGGAUAAGGGAGAUGAUCAGAAAGCUCAGGGAGCCGUUUUGGGAGAGGGUGGCAUUGUCAUAGAGACUGCGCGCCAGGGUUUCCGGUGGUUCCGCUACCAAGAAACCGAGGGCCCACGGAAGGCUUAUGGGCAACUACUAGAACUUUGCAGGCUCUGGCUGAAGCCAGAGAGCCGCACCAAGGAGCAGAUCUUGGAAUUGUUGGUGCUUGAGCAGUUCUUGGCCAUUUUGCCUCAACAAAUACAGACUUGGGUGUGGCAGCAGCACCCAGAGUCGUGCGCCCAGGCUGUUGAUCUGGUGGAAAACUUCCAGACGGGACUUUCGCUACUGCAGAGACACGGGAAGACGGCACUGGUGACCUUUGAAGAAGUGGCCAUGUAUUUCUCAGAGGAGGAGUGGAGACUCUUGAAUGAAACUCAGAGGCAGAUCUACCGGGAGGUCAUGCUGGAGAACUACGGGAAUGUCCGGUCACUGGGUUUCCCCAUUCAGAAACCCGAUCUGAUCUCCAGGAUGGAAAGCAGCAAGAACCAGGAGCCAUGUUUCCAUGACCCCCCCAAAUCUGAAGAAAAGGAGGUGCCAAGAGACGCAGAAGAUGCUGAGCUCUCAAGCGAGUCUGACUGUGAGGAACUGGUAACGUGGAAGGAAGACAAAGCUGCUGAUAAGCUGCCGGCUGCAUUAGGGUCUACGAGCCCUCUAGAAGCCUGGGAUACCACUGUCAAAAAUAACUCUCCCAGCAAGGAUGGGAACAGGCCCCGAUGGCAUCGGACUGAGCCACGCUUUGGAUGCCCCGACUGUGGGAAGACGUUCCCAUGGCAGUCGGCCUUGGCACGGCACCAGCUCUCUCACUCUGGAGAGAAGCCCUACCGGUGCGCUGACUGUCCAAAAAGCUUUGCUCAGCGCUCAAAGUUAUCCCGGCACCGACGCCUUCAUACGGGGGAACCCUCCUGUGAGUGCUCAGAGUGUGGGAAGCGCUUCUGUGAUCGCUACAAACUGGCUCGGCAUCAGAAGACCCACUCUGGCGAGCGGCCUUUCCGCUGUGAAGUAUGUGGCCGCGGAUUCUGCCUCAGCUCCAAUCUGCGGCAGCAUCGGCGGGUUCACACAGGAGAGCGCCCCCAUAGCUGUCCGGAGUGUGGCAGAUGUUUCAGCCGCCGCUCCAACCUGAUCCAGCACCUACGGGUACACCAACUGCAGUGGCAACAGCAAGGAGAGCAUGGUACGGAGCUCCAUGGGGUAGACUCGGAGCUCGGGCAAGGCUUUGACCUUUGCGAGGAGGAGUGGGAAUACGAGUGGAUUGCAGACACGCAGGAUGGGGAACAGAUAAGUGAGCUCCAUGCCGGGGGCUAUGAGGGACAGCCAAGCUCGGGCCUCCUCACUGGAGAUCAUCAAGGUGAGGAGAUCCUGGAGUUCUGCGUGGGGGAUUAUGAACAUGGGUGGACUUCUGAGAUCAUCAACGGACACCAUGAAAACAACACGCUGAUUGAGCUCCAACCUGAGAACCACGAAUCCCAGCCGGGUUUAGACCUUCAAUCCGGAGAUCACGAGAACGAGAUUGUGGAGCUCCGUGUGGGGGAUGGGGAUCACCAUGAGUGGAACAAGGAACUUGACGGUGAGGAUGAGGGCGAGGAUGAUGAUUGCCUGCUCAUCACUGAUGAUGGGCCGCCCCAUCCAGACAGCGGCAUGAAUUGCCCCAGCACGAAUUGCCCCAGCACGAACCUCCCGUCAGUCGACCAUGCCCACUUAGCAGAGAGUGAGACCCCCCAGUGCUCCGACUGCGGGCGGACAUUUACCCGGAACUCCAGCCUUUCCCGACACCAGCUGAUCCAUUCCACUGAGCACCCCCACGCCUGCCGGGAAUGCUGCCGUUCCUUCACUUUGCCCAGCCUGCUGGCUGAACACCAGAUCACUCACGCCUCUGGGCAGCCUCAUCCAUGCCCUGACUGCCCCAAAAGCUUCAGCCACCGUUCCAAACUGGUGCGCCAUCAGCGCAUCCACACGGGCGAGCGCCCUUUCCAGUGCGACGAAUGUGGGAAAAGCUACAGGGACGGUUCCACCCUCCAACGGCACCAGCGCAUCCAUGGCAAGCCCCCUUCCUCGGAGUCACUUCCUGUGCAGGACACAUCUCUCCCCUUCCCCGAUCCUGUGGUAGUGAUUGUUUAAAACUUCUGCCGAUCAAGACUUUGGAAGUUUCGUUGGGAGAAGCAUCCACUGUAUUGUGCGACUGGAAUUACUUGAUAUGGAUUAGCUACAUAAGAGGGUGCAUUGUCAUAGUGCAUUGUCCUGACUGUAAUUUUGGGGUGCUGGGGUGUUCCUGUUGCUGUUGUGGAAGAAUACCAAUUUGGAAUUAGUUGGAGAAAGGACUAGUGUUGAAGUGGGAGGAGACAAAGUAUCUGGGUUGGAAAGUUUGGAAGGAGGCAGGGAACCUGGAGACGCCCACACGACCUGCAGUUGUGAAUAUUUUGGGUCUAGUUUGCACCCAAAGAUUUGUUCAGGUUCACCUCUGGGUGUAGGAUUUGGGGCUUCCUCAGAAGUUCUGGGGUAACUAUAUGGGACAGUCUAAAUUCCCUAUAAGGUUGAUGUGUGUCAUUCGUGGCUCCUUGGCUCUAUGCUAUCUGAACUUGCCUUGGCGGUCAACCUGGGCUGCCCAUAUGACUCUGCUAACUUGCCUACCACCCUCUUAUUUUUUCCCCACCUGAUAGGUGGAAAUUGGCCCGAACUGUGAAGUGUCGUUCAAGCCACACCCCCAGUUUUGUUAGAAUUUCGUUCCGGGUACAAGCAUGGGUGGACUUCAAGUGGUUGAAGGGACGGGUCAGCAGGUGCCAGAAUCACCAGGUGCUGAACCCAGAAGGUCUGCCUUGAAACUUAUAAUAAGUGAGUGGAGGUGGGACAAGAUUUCUCCUUGUUGCAGUUGUAUCCUCAAGUUAGUAGAGGGGAAGUUCUGUGUAUGCCUCAAGGGCCCCAAACACCCCAAGAGAUCCACUUUCCAGAACAAAAACACUUUUGCACCCUGUACUGGUUACAUUGGAGCAGUCCACUCUGGGGCUUAGGGCAGGAUGCAUUGGUUUUAGGUGGUCUGCACUGUAAUGGUCACACGAACAAAGAGAAGCUGUCUCUGGACUGUACCACUUCAAAUUGCAGGUGCGGGAUUGCAUGGUGGUGAGUUUCUGUGAAAAAAUGCCAUGCGUCCACAAAGCUAGCUUGGAAUACUAGGGCGGAAUAUUUCUCUUUGACCUCAAAGCUUUGAUCUUAUGAACGAGUUCACGGGAUCAAGUUUCAGGUUGUCUGUGUGCAGGGAAAUGAUUUGCACGAAGGCGCAUUCAGCCAUGGUACAGUCUGAAAUGGGUUGGAAAGUUGGCUACAGUCCAGAAACAGGUUUACUGCCUCAUUCGCUAUUCGGGUGAACUCGGCCCAUUGCAGAAGUAAUAGAGAAUCUUUUCUUGGGAAGGAAGAGAGAUGCAUUUCUCUUCCCCGAUUUAUCCGUUACCCUCCAGCCCACCUCUGAGAGUUCCUUUCAGUUCUCAAAUAGUUUGCUCUAUGUUCUUCCUUCAGUGACCCUUCUCUCUCUCUUGUGGUGGGCUUGGUUUGCUGUAGUCUUAAGCUGUCCUCCUACGGUGUUCACAGGCAAAUGGAAACAGUCCUUCGAUUCAGGGUCACAGAAAGAGUAGCAGAUGAUCUCAAGGUGGUGGUUUGUAC
Messenger RNA from Eublepharis macularius, 4685 nucleotides. RefSeq names its product zinc finger and SCAN domain-containing protein 2-like. The record is from RefSeq and is a predicted model, not a curated record. NCBI's taxonomy places the organism in Eukaryota, Metazoa, Chordata, Lepidosauria, Squamata, Eublepharidae. Gene Ontology annotation, molecular function: RNA polymerase II cis-regulatory region sequence-specific DNA binding; DNA-binding transcription factor activity, RNA polymerase II-specific. Gene Ontology annotation, biological process: regulation of transcription by RNA polymerase II. The transcript has 5 exons. The coding region runs from base 210 to 3152 and encodes 980 amino acids.